This is a messenger RNA of Poecile atricapillus (Black-capped chickadee), 1264 nucleotides long. Its product is annotated as forkhead box protein D1-like. The record is from RefSeq and is a predicted model, not a curated record. Gene Ontology annotation, molecular function: RNA polymerase II cis-regulatory region sequence-specific DNA binding; DNA-binding transcription factor activity, RNA polymerase II-specific. The transcript has a single exon. Lineage: Eukaryota; Metazoa; Chordata; Aves; Passeriformes; Paridae. The coding region runs from base 115 to 969 and encodes 284 amino acids. Gene Ontology annotation, biological process: regulation of transcription by RNA polymerase II; cell differentiation; anatomical structure morphogenesis.
AGUCCAACUUUCACUUCUCCUGCUGGUUAUAUUCAGUGGGCCAAUUAUUCAACUGGCUAUUUGCAGUAAAAUAUCAGAGCGCUUAAAAUAAAUGCUGUGUUUCAGGCUGCUAUAAUGAGUGAAGACUCUUCUGAAAACAACGAAGGAAGUCUAGAGAUCUGUACAGUAGGAAAAGAAGAAGAAGAAGGAAAACUGGCUCAAGGGCUUCUACCCCGAAUUCCCAGCUCUCACAAAACUGCCAAAAAGGGUCUUCCUGUGAUUGUGGAUGAAGGAAGACUUCUGGAUAAGCCACCUCUGUCAUACAUAGCUUUGAUUGCAAAGGCGAUACUUUCUUCCCCCACAAAUAAACUGAAUUUAGCUGCUAUCUACAAAUAUAUUGAAGAUAAUUUUCCUUUUUACAGGAACAAAGGUCGAGGUUGGAGGAACAGUGUAAGGCACAACCUUUCACUAAAUGAUUGUUUCAUCAAGGUGGGAAGAUGUGAGGAUGGCAAAGGAAACUACUGGAGUAUUCACCCAUCAAACUUAAAUGACUUUGUUCAUGGGGACUUCAGGCAACAUCGAAGGUCACGAAAGCGAGGGCACCAAAAGGAGGUAAAGCACUGCCUUGCUGUGAAUUAUUUCACACCAUGGGAACUCUCUCCUUCCUGCCCAGCACCAAAUUGGCUUUACCAAACACAUUAUUUUCCGGAUCCACUGUGGAAACUUCUGUAUGCUGACAGACUGCAGUUUGUGCAUGAAUACCAAAAGUGGAAUGUAAACAGUGAUUUAAUCAUGGGGAAGUUUUCACCUCAAUUACAGACUGAUAAACCCCACAGCAUUUCUGGGGACUGGUUUUAUGGAUCUCCUGCCACUUCAUUUAUGCAGCAGAAUAUUUUCCUAAAUAUUCAGCCAGGUUUCCCUAACUCCCUUUUAUUCUCUUCUCAAAAACAGCACCAAAGUGAAGCAUUCAGACACAUCUGUAAGUACUAGAAAGUAUUUGAAGUGCUUGAAUAACUUCACAGGUAUCUUGGGACUCUGUCAAGAUAUGUAUGUUGCACAAUUUUGAAAUUUUGUAUAUGUUUAAAGACAGCAGAAGAGUUUGCUUACUUAUAUAAUCCAUUGAUUAUCCAUGAUUAUUACCUAAUGUAUUGGCUUUGAAGCCAUAACAAUGAUUUUUUAAUAAUUCUGCUAGUCAAUGGCCAUGCAUAGAUUACUUCAGUAUAAAAGCAAAUCCAUCAGCACUGCCUAAUGAAAUUAUUUUUAAAUUGUUCUGUAUUAAUCAUAU